Molecule: messenger RNA, 1580 nt
Organism: Rattus norvegicus (Norway rat)
Lineage: Eukaryota; Metazoa; Chordata; Mammalia; Rodentia; Muridae
Product: disks large homolog 5-like
Source: RefSeq, a predicted model, not a curated record
UGGUGGCUCCUACAUUUCACUUUCCUUUGGCACUUGGACUCCACACUGUUCCGAACAACAUAAUGAUUUCAACUCUAUCUCCUAAGGGAUUUUGUGGCAACUGUCGAAUGCUAAGCUAAGGACAAGGCUUCAUGAGUGUUCCCAUAACACACACCCAUGUCGCAACCUAACCUACAGGCUAUUUCUUGAUGUGAUUUCAAGCACGUGUACAUAAGGAGACAGGAGAACCUUCUGACUGCUUAUUCAAACUGGUAUUAUUUCUCAGGAAUUUUUAAAGGCUGAUAUUGAUGAGUAAGGAUAAUUUGACUUAAUGAGAUAUUUUUGAGCAGGAUUUAGAGGGAAAAAUUCAUUAAAAUGCAUAGGGAUUACUCAGGUUUUUAUAAUCAAGCCUUGACGAAAAUUUGGUCUUGCAAGCAGGAGUUGUUCAGUGGCUAUGCCCUGGGAAGGUCUCUAGGAAAGGGCACCUCAGCUUAUGCACUGUACAGGGAGAUUAUUAGCAGGGAGGCAAUGUCUGUUCACCAUGACAUCAGCGGUCCCUUCUUGGACAUUCUAUUGUGUCCUAGAGAGUUCUUGGCAUCCUCUAUGAUGUCAUCAGUGUUGUAGUAACCACCAGUGUCCUACUUUUUCUCAGUCCCUGCCUGGCAGAUACACAGGAAGACAUGUUUUCCCGGCUUCGCAAGAAUUUUGGGAGAGUGAACGCUGAUUUUGGACAGACUGGAGUGAGGGAAUCUCGCCUUUCAUCAAAAAUAAAAGAUGGACAACGAAAGCUAGCCUGGGGAAUGCUGAACGAUGGGAGACUGACAUCAUCCCCUGGCCCUGUGGUAAUCAACAAGGAGGCCAACACGGAGAACACAGAAGAGCAGAGACUGAUUAGACAGCUGCAGUCAGCUACUGAGGAGAGAAAUGAGCUAAGAGAUCUCCUGACUUACGUGACAGAGAGAUACAGGAACAACAGGGCCAGCCGCUACAUCAGGUCAAAUCCAUUUUAUGAAAAAUUGAAGAUAAAGGAGAGGGAGGUCAUGUCAUUACUGCACAACUUAGAGAUGAGGAACAUCGAGCAUUGUGAGAAAUUUCAGGAGCUCCAGAAGGAAAUUAACUUCUAUCGGAACCUGCCCAGCCGGAUCCAUAUGGACAAGAUAUGUAUGCAGAAGAAGUUGUUCCCAUUCAGAAAGGAGAGCAAAGCAGAACAGCUUGAUUCUGCACCGCUGCUACAGAAAUUUUUGUUUGAUUUGAACAAGAAAGAUAAAGACGAACAGGAGAAAACCAGCAACCUCCAGACCAAGCAACAUCUGGAUAACACCACUUGAGAGACCACUUGGGAACUGCAUUGCCAUUUUGCCUGCUAGAGGAGAAACAGCAAUAUAACUGUGCUUAUAAAUGUUCACUAAGAAUAUGCUGUUUAGAAAUAUUUUUGUUAUGAUCUUAAAUGAAGUUUUUGUUUUGUUAUUUCAUAGUUAUAUGUUCUUGUUAAUAUUUUUCACAUCUGAAAAUACUUUUAUAUAUUUAUAUUAAUAUUCAUUUUAAUCAUUUUUGUUUUAAAUUGUAUUCCUUAUGAAUAAAACUUGAUUUGUAACUCUUGA